AUGCUCAGCAAAGAGCAAUUAACAGAUUUAUCGGAGCACUUCCGGACAGUUACCCCAGAUGGCAAUGGUUUUCUGGUAAGAUCUGAUAUACAAGGAGCUUUGAAAGUUGUGGGGAUUGAUAUUCCUGGAUAUAAGUUGAGAGACUUGUUAGAUAAGUUCGGUAACAAAGCCGAGAUUGAAAUUCGCGAAUUCACUGGAUUAUUUGACGAGUUAGAUAAGGUUAAGAAUGGUGAAGCUAAUCGUUGGAAAGAGCGUAUAGGUUCCGUCAGUGGAACAUAUCAAGUUCAAAGUGAGAAGCAAGAGAAUACAGUUCAUACAAUUCGUGUUGAGGAAGAAGUAGCCUUUUCCAAUUGGAUCAACAGUAAUCUUUCGAUCGAUCCUGAUCUUAAGAGGCUUUUGCCUGUUAUACCCGAAGGCGGAGAUAUUUACGUGAAGGUUCAAGAUGGUCUUAUUCUUUGUAAACUCAUCAACCUUGCCGUUCCCGGAACUAUCGAUGAACGAGCUAUCAACAAGAAAAGUCUCAAUACAUACACUAAACUUGAAAACUUGACUCUAGCCUUGAUGUCUGCUCAGGCUAUAGGAUGUAACAUUAUCAAUAUUGAUAGUACUGACUUGAGUAAAGGAACACCUCAUUUAGUUCUGGGAUUGCUUUGGCAGAUCAUUAGAAUUGGUCUUUUCAAUCAAAUUGAUCUCACUCACUGCCCUGGACUCUUCCGUCUGUUGAGAGAUGGUGAAACGCUCGACGAUUUAAGGAAACUUUCUCCUGAAGAAAUUUUGAUCAGAUGGGUUAAUUAUCAUCUUGAAAAUGCUGGAGUCAGUCGCAGACUCAAUAACUUCACAAGUGACAUUGUUGAUUCUGAGAUUUAUACAUAUCUUCUGAACCAAAUUGCUCCUGCUGGAACUGGUGUAUCUUUGGCUCCUUUGUCUGUUAGGGGUAAUGUUGAUCGAGCAGGCGCAAUGCUGGAAGAAGCUGAUAAGCUUGACUGCCGAGAGUUUGUUACUCCUUCUGACGUCGCUAGUGGAAAUUACAAACUUAAUUUGGCUUUCGUUGCUAAUCUCUUCAACAAACAUCCUAACUUACCAGAUCCUGGAGCUGAUGAUCAAGUUGAUUUGGAUGUGCCUCAGGAAACUAGAGAAGAGAAGCAAUAUAGAAACUGGAUGAACUCUAUGGGCGUUAACCCAUACGUCAAUUGGCUCUACAGUGAUCUUCAAAACGGAGUUAUCAUUUUCCAACUGUAUGACAUAAUUCGUCCUGGAAUCGUCAACUGGAAACGCGUUGUCAAAGUUUUCCAUAAACUUCGGGGAAUGAUGGAUCAAAUUCAAAAUUGUAAUUAUGCUGUUGAAUUAGGGAAGCAACUUGGUUUUUCACUAGUUGGAAUCCAAGGAAAAGAUAUCUAUGAUGGAAAUCAAACUCUCACUCUCGCCCUCGUAUGGCAACUUAUGCGUGCUUACACCUUGACUAUUUUGGCAAAAUGCACUCAGAGUGGAGAUUCAUUGCCUCUUGACAAGGAUAUUGUCCACUGGGUUAACGAAAAGUUAGCGAAGAGUGGAAAAUCAUCUUCUAUCAAAUCCUUCCAAGACUCAUCAAUUUCUGACGGAAGGGUCAUUAUUGAUCUUAUUGAUAGCAUCAAGCCGAAAAUCAUUGAUUUCUCUUUGGUUCGAACUGGAGGUUCAUUUGAAGAUAAAAUUGAUAAUGCUAAGUAUGCUAUUACCUGUGGACGUAAAAUCGGAGCAAAGAUUUAUGCUUUACCAGAAGAUAUUGUUGAGGUGAAACCAAAGAUGGUCAUGACUGUAUUCGCAUGUCUUAUGGCACGUGAUUUUAUGCCUGAUAUGAGAGAAUCAGCAUCUGAGCCAAUCCCUGUUAUCCACGAAUAG
Messenger RNA from Auanema sp. JU1783, 1875 nucleotides. The record is from the annotation of a GenBank genome assembly. Lineage: Eukaryota; Metazoa; Nematoda; Chromadorea; Rhabditida; Rhabditidae.